Cimex lectularius (bed bug) is the source of this 4381-nucleotide messenger RNA. RefSeq names its product structural maintenance of chromosomes protein 4 (gene glu). The record is from RefSeq and is a predicted model, not a curated record. The coding region runs from base 135 to 4196 and encodes 1353 amino acids. The transcript has 23 exons. Gene Ontology annotation, biological process: mitotic chromosome condensation. Gene Ontology annotation, molecular function: ATP binding; ATP hydrolysis activity; protein binding. Gene Ontology annotation, cellular component: chromosome. Lineage: Eukaryota; Metazoa; Arthropoda; Insecta; Hemiptera; Cimicidae.
CAAUUAGUUUAACCGAAAUUAGUUUAUUUCUCAUUGCGCAACUCGGGACUUUUAUUUGCGAGCGCUAAGUUCGUCUUAGUUGCCGUAACCUCGUACUUCAAAAACCGACCAAAACCCUCUCAAAUCGUAAAAUUAUGGAAAAGCGGAUCUUGAAAAGAAAAUCGGUGGUAAAAGUGCCGGUGUCGGAAAAACGCCAAAAGGCAGGAAAUGGGGAAACAAACCCACAGCCAGCGGAAUCUGAUACAGACAGCGAGUACGAAGAGGAAGAAGGAGGAUUUCGCAUAGGAGGAGUUUAUGUCCCUCCGCCUCCUGUAGCCCUCUGUUCCUCUGAAACUGCAGGCCCUCGCCUCAUUAUCACGCACAUCGUGAAUAUGAACUUCAAGAGUUAUGCCGGACGGCAAGUGCUCGGACCUUUUCAUAAGAGUUUCACCAGCAUUAUUGGACCGAAUGGAAGUGGAAAAAGUAACGUGAUAGACUCCAUGCUGUUCGUAUUUGGUUACAGAGCAAGUAAGAUUCGAUCAAAAAAAAUUUCUGUUCUCAUUCACAAAUCUGAGAACUUUCAGAAUAUAAGAAGCUGUUCGGUUGAAGUACAUUUUCACCAAAUACAAGAUAAAGAUGGGGAUGACUUUGAAGUUAUACCAAAUUCAGACAUCGUCAUCGGCAGAACUGCUAAUGCUGACAAUUCCUCAUUUUACACAGUCAAUGGUAAAAAAUCCCAUUUCAAGCAAGUAGCAGCCAUUCUUCGUUCACAUGGUAUUGAUCUGGUCCACAACAGAUUUUUAAUUUUACAGGGUGAGGUUGAACAGAUUGCCAUGAUGAAGCCAAAAGCCCAGAAUGAGCAUGACACUGGGAUGUUAGAGUACCUAGAAGACAUUAUCGGUACUAGGCGAUACAUGAAACCACUGUGUAAGUUGGAAGGGAAAGUUGGACAACUAGAAGAGGAAAGGCAAGAAAAAUUCAACAAAUGCAAAAUGGCUGAAAAUGACUGCAACGCUCUCAAACCGUCGUAUGAAGAGGCAAAAGAAUAUUUGAAAAUCUCAAACAGAUAUGCCUAUUUGAGCAACAAGCUUUUCCAAAAGAGAAUUUGGGAAGAUGAAAAUAAGCUGCAGACUGUUCAAAAACAGAAGGAAGAAGUCGAUAAAGAGAUAGCUGAAUAUACAAGCAAGCUGGAAGAACUUGAAAAAGAGCAAAAUUCCAAGGAAGAAGAAAGAAUUUCAAAACAAAAACAUUUAGAAAAGAAGAAAUUAGAAAAAGAAAAAAUGUGUGAUGAAUUCAAUAAAACAGAAAAUUCUGCUACAAAGCUCAAAGAGGAAAUCAGUGAAACAAAUAAAAGAAGAAAAAGAGCUGUGGAAUCCAAAAAAUCGGAAGAAAAUAAAUUGGCAGAAUUAGAAAAGAUUCCAGAUAAAAAUGCCAAAGAGAUAGAAGAAUUGAGGAAGGUUGAGGCAAAACUAAAAAAAUCUCAAAAUGAAGAGGAAGUAGCUUUUUCUGAGACUCUUCAGAGCAUCAAUGAGGAGACGCGAGAACUCCAAGAACAAAAGGAUGUUCUCAGCAAUAAGCUCAUCGGGCUGAAUAAAUCUAGAGAUGAAGCGAAAGCGAAGUACAAUUUGGCAAAAACUGAGCUUGAUGUUUAUGAAAACAAUGAAAAGAAAGAAAAGGCUAAAUUGGAGAAUUUCACAUCAACUUUACAACAAAGAUCAGCAACGCUUGAAGAAAAAACAAGGUUGUUGGAGAAAAUUAAACAAAAAUUACCUGUGGCUAUGAAUGAAUUGAAAGAAUCUCAGAAGGAGUUGUCUACAGUUAAACCUGAAGAAAUCCAUACUAUGGAAAAAUUAAAUUCACUCAGAGCUCAGCUCCAAGAAAAGAGGUCAUCCCUUCAGGCAAACAGGUCGAGGAAUAGGGUUUUGGAGUUCAUAAUGAAACAGAAAGAAAAGGGGGUUUUGCCCGGCGUAUUUGGAAGAUUGGGAGACCUUGGUGGUAUCGAUGCCAAGUAUGACUGUGCUGUUUCCACCGCCUGUGGGCCUUUGGAUUAUAUCGUCACAGAUACAGUAAAAACGGCUAAAGCCUGCGUCGAACAGCUCAAAAAGUAUGAUGUUGGACGAGGUAACUUUAUAGCAUUAGACCAGCAGGAAGGACUCAAAGCGCAGUACCAAAGAGGGAUCAAAACUCCAGAGAACGUUCCCAGACUCUUUGAUCUGAUCAAAGUAAAUGAUGAGAGGGUAAAACCAGCGUUUUACUUUGGCCUCAGAGACACUCUUGUGGCGAAAGAUUUAAAUCAGGCUAAAAGGUGUGCUUAUGGUGCUACCAGAUACAGAGUUGUCACUCUCAGCGGUGAAAUAAUAGAGAUUGCAGGUACAAUGUCUGGUGGUGGUAAGCAGAAGAGUACAGGACGAAUGGGUAGAUCUGCAACAGUUGCAACUGGAGUAGAAGGCAACUCUGAAGAAAUGGAAUCUGAGAUUGCUCAACUUCAAGAAAGAAGCAACGCAUUGCAUUCUAAAAUGAACCAACUCGAAGAAAAAGUCGCAUCACUCACUAGGGACACUCGGAAAUGGAAGAUUGAACAGAAUAACAUUGAAAUUGAGAUCAAGGGUUUGAAACAACAAGUCAUAGAACUCAAACAGCAAGUGAAAGAACAGGAAGAAGUUGUGAAAGCUGCAGCUCCCGACCCAGGUGAAACACGCCGCCUCAAAACUAAUCUUGACCAAUUAAAAAAAGACUUUGACAAAGCAUCAGAGAAAUCAGCCAAACUAGAGGGUGAAGUUGCAGUCUAUACGAAAAAUAUCGAGGAUUUGACUGGGGGAAGAAUAAAAGAAGCCAGAGGAAAACUCGACAAAAUAACUACAAAAUUAGACAAAAUAACGAAGGAAAUAACUAAACUUGAUGUAGGAAUACACACUUCAAAAAGAAACGUUGUUAAAUGUGCUUCUCAUAUUGAAAAUUACAUAAAUGAAAUAGGAGAAGCUGAACAAAAGCUACUUGAUGCGAGUGAAAAGAACAAAGAGCUCAUAAGAAUUGCAGAUUUGCUAAAUCAAAAAAUUGAAGUUCUUACUAAUGAAAUAGUGGAAAUUGAAAAUUCAGUUAAACAAAUGGAUUCAGGAAUGGGCAAUUAUUCGAGUGAUAUAAACAAAUUUAAAGCGUCGGUUAUAAAUAAAAAGCAGAAAAUUGAUGGAUUUAAAAAAGAAAUACAUGAUAUUAAAGGAUGUAUUGCAUCUCAGAAGAAGCAGUUGACCUGUUUGAAAUUAUAUGAAAUUCCUGAGGAGGAAGACGAAGAAGAUGACGAAAACCUGCCACUCGACCAAAGGGGUGCCCACACAAAAGUGCUUCCUACAAUUCCGCCUGAAGAACUUGAACAGAUCGACCAAGGACACUUGGAAUACAUACACGUAAACACUGGGCAGAUGCUUGAAAAAAGCGAUGCAAAACACAACCUUGAGGUCAUCAAGGACUACAGAGAAAAGCAUUCUUUUUACAAAGACCGAGUGGCUGAAUUGGACAAUACGACAAAACUGAGGGAUGAAGUGAGGCAAGGUUUUGAGAAGCUCAAACAAGCUAGGCUUGAAGAGUUCAUGACCGGAUUUGAAAUUAUAAGCACCAAGUUAAAAGAAAUGUACCAGAUGAUCACACUUGGCGGAGAUGCGGAAUUCGAACUGAAAGAUUCUCUCGACCCAUUUACUGAAGGCGUGAUAUUUAGCGUGAGGCCACCCAAAAAGUCAUGGAAGGAGAUCUCCAAUUUGUCAGGUGGAGAAAAAACCUUAUCCUCUUUGGCACUUGUGUUUGCUCUUCAUUACUACAAGCCAAGUCCGCUUUAUGUCAUGGACGAAAUUGACGCUGCGCUCGACUUCAAAAAUGUAUCAAUCGUCGGAAACUACAUUAAAGAUCGGACAAAAAACGCACAGUUUAUAAUCAUAUCGCUGAGAUCGAACAUGUUUGAACUGGCCGAUUUGUUAGUCGGUAUCUAUAAGACGUAUAACUGUACAAAAAGUACAACCAUCACGCCGAAAAAAUAUGAGCAUAUUGCACUUUCUGAGGCCCAAGAUGUGCCCCAAUCAUCUAAUAAAAAUGUCGCUACAAACGUCGUCAGUAGGGGUUCUCCUCUGUCUAAGGCGACCCAACAGCCCCACUCCACCAGUAUCUUUUUCUCUGAUACCGAGAGUGAUGAUGCUUGCCUGCCUCCUAGGAAGAAGUCUAAAGAGCAUUAAAAUUUGUAAUUAUAAAAUUUAUCGUUUCUUUGUAAUACACCAAAUAUUUAAAUCUCAAGAUUCCAAAACCGUAAUUGAAAUUUGUGAAUUUCAUUGCAGUUUUUCAACAAAGUAUAUAUGCUGUUAUUUAUGUUGUCAUCAAGUUUAAUACUGCCAAUAAAUUGUGCAAAUUGUUUUUUUAAUCA